Molecule: messenger RNA, 1230 nt
Organism: Effrenium voratum
Lineage: Eukaryota; Dinophyceae; Suessiales; Symbiodiniaceae
Source: the annotation of a GenBank genome assembly
CAUACCCAAAAGUGACCUGGGACCCACGAUCGCUGCACACGUGAGUUGCCAAUGCUUUCUCCUUGACACUUCAGGAUGCCGAGCGCGAGCUUGGUGAGGCGACUAGAGGAGCCCGACAUCGAGGUGGUGAGCUGCCACGCGCUGUCAGCGGACGAGCAGCUUUUGGCCCUUUGUCCCAACUCAGAGGACAUUGUCAUCUUCCGACUGGUAUCUGAGAAGUACCAGCGUGUGGCAGUGCUUUCCAAGCACUCUCAAAGAGUUUCAGGCCUCGACUGGUCUUGCCACGGCCGGCUGCUCUCCGUCUCCGAGGAUCGCACGGCUUUCGUUUGGGAACAAGAUAGCCAGGGUACGUGGAGGUCUUCGAAUGUGGAGUUGAAGGCUCCUCGCGCGGCCCUGUGCGCCGCCUGGGCCCCGGACGGCGAGCGCUUCGCCGUGGGCUUGUCCUCCAAAGAUACUGCGCUCUGUCACUGGGAGCCCGAGGUGAGCUGCUGGGUCGCCUGGAAGGUGGGCAAGAGCAAGGCGGCCAUCACCGCAGUCGCCUGGCAUUCCUCCUCCCAGUACUUGGCAACAGGCUCCACAGACCGCCACUGCAUGGUCUAUGACGUUUCCCUGGCGGAGGAGGGCCGCUCGCCGAGCUUCGGCACACCUCAGGUAACGGAAGAUGCCGCCGCAUGGAUUAACGCCAUCGCGUUCAGCAACGGCAACGUUCUGGCCUUUGCCUGUCAGGACGCCACUCUCCGGUUCAAGGCCCUCAGCGGAGGCCGCGAUGCGCCGGUGCAGCUGCUGAGGUGGCGGGGCCUGCCUUUUUUGUGCCUGGCCUUCGUUGGACGCUCCCAGUUGGUGGCCUGUGGCUUUGACUAUGUGCCGGUGCUCUUUCUCCAGAACGAGGGCACCUGGCAGGUUGCUGGCAGCCUGGACGCUGGCCCCGCAACACCCAGUGCGGCUUCGGGCAUGCGGGACUCCUUCGAUGAAGCACGGAAGCGCUUUCGCGGCAGCACCUCCGGCAAGGUGGAUGCCACUUCGAGCUGGCACAGCAAUACCAUCACUUCCUGCUGUCCGCUGGGGGACGGGCGCUUCUCCACCUCGGCGCUGGAUGGCACCGUCCUGGUGUGGGAAGUGAGCUGAGAGUGACGCCAUUCGGCCGGGUUGAUGGCGAGCAGCUUUGCCCAUGGCGGUCUUGGAGGGCAACUUGUGCCUUCCAAUUGUCUAAGAUUGUUUUUUCCCCCUGUU